AUGGCAUCGCUCAAGGGUCUGUUUAUGGCUGUGUAUGCCUCGAAUGGCAUCAUAAGGACGCUCUUCCUGCCAUCAUGGUACAUCCUGUUGCUCAGCCCUUUCACAGCAGCGCUGGCUUACUACUACGGACUCGGCCAAACAUUACAAAACCUCGUAGGCGAAGACUUCUCUUGGUUCGACGUCCUGCCGCAAUUUGCAAUCUCUGCCGUGUUUCUACUUCUCCCAACAAGAUUGCUCUCUGGCUCUGGAGGUGCAAGCAAGAGCAAGGAUGGCGGAAAGAGCAGGGUACAAUCGCUGCCAUACUGGAUUCCGGGACUUCGACACUUUGGGAGCAUCGUCUCAGGUGGAGAAGAGUGGUUGAGGGGAAUCAGGAACUCGUCAACCAGCAGCAUCAUCUCGUACAGGGCAGCUGGUGCAAAGCACAACGUUGUGCUCUCGGAAUCUGCGCUGAGCCAAAUCUACAGGCAAUGGAAUGACCUACACGAGCACAAAUCCUCCAGAUGGGCUGUACUCCGCAACGUGUUUGGUAUGCCGAGGAACUUCGAAAUCGAAUAUUUUGCGGUCCAGCCCAAGAUCCAGGAUGCCAUUGACACUGAGAUCUUCAAGUCCGAGUCGAUGGAAGCUCUGAUCUCAGUAUCCCACAAGGUCCUCUCAGACACUCUGCCGGAUCUGGUCACAUUCAAUUCGUCGAUUGUUGAUCAGAUGCAAUGGGAACGAGUGGCCACUAUGGAGCUGACGGACGGGACUGCAGAAGCGGAAUUCGAUUUCUUUACCUUGAUCAAUGACUUUUGCUGCAAUGCCAUAAUUGGCCCUAUUGCUGGCGCACAGUUUCCUGAAUCGUAUCAACUGCUGGCUUCUGAUCUAGCGGAUGUCAACAGGCACUACUACGCACUGUCGCUUGGUUUGCCACGAUUGUCGCCAAUCCAAGGCCUACCGACAGCAGCAUUAGCUAAGAUCAGGCUUCUUCAUAACUUCACGAAACUGUUCCAGGAGCUCACAGUACCGAAAGUCAGACGGGUUCCAGACGACGAUGAAAGCUUGAGUGGAGAAGAGACAGAUGCUGACACAUCGACUCCACUUGCAACACUGAAUGAGCUGUUCACGAAGCACGACGUGCCUAUCUCGGCGCGAGCAUCUAUCGCCCUUGACCUGGUACACGGCAUCGUCGCUGAAGUUGUCCCACUCGUCUUUUGGACGCUUCUCCAUGUGUACUCCUCUUUGGCCUGGCCACUAGUGCAGAGCGAACAGGAAACACCAUUCGCAAAGAUCAAAGCAGAGACCAAGUCAUGGGCACAAGCUAUCCAGCCUCCAUCGGUUCACCCUUUGUUUCCCGCCCCACCAGAGAUCUCAUUCACCUCCACCACUCAAACGAUCACUCCAACCUCCUUCCCAUACCUGCGCUCUUGCAUCAACGAAGCUCGACGCCUCUAUAGCUCCUCAGCUACCAUGUGCACAAUCACAAAGCCCACGACUCUAGACGAGAAAAGUCUGCGCCCUGGGGUCCAGGAUCAGUGGGAGCUAGACGCGGGCUCCUAUCUUGACGUCGGUCUGUCAAAAAGUCUGAUCAAUACCUCACCUGCAAACUAUCCCUCGCCUGAAACAUUCAAACCAGACCGCUUCGUCAAGUCUGCAGCACCCUCGUCCAUCGUAUCCCCGGUCGACGCUUCAGAGCCGUACAAGACCGCACUGCUAGUCUCCAUCUUAGCCGGCAUCAUCCAGCUGUGGGAGAUCAGCCCCGCACCGAAGAAGACAUUCGUGGAGAAGAUGAUUGAAAUCCGUGAUGAAGUGCAUGCAGGCGCUGCGUCUCUCGAUGAUGACGGGAAGGCCACCAAGAGCAACGGCAGGGCGGUGCAGGGCGGGCAAGAGAAGAAGACGGGUGUCUGGGUUCUGCCCAAAGCGCUCGAUGCUGCGAGUAUCAAGGUCCCGAAGAGCAACGUCAGGGUCAGGAUUAGGAGGAGGGAGAACCUUCCACCGCCGAAAUCGCCAAGGAAGAGAUAG
Molecule: messenger RNA, 1998 nt
Organism: Ascochyta rabiei
Lineage: Eukaryota; Fungi; Ascomycota; Dothideomycetes; Pleosporales; Didymellaceae
Exons: 1
Coding region: 1-1998 (665 amino acids)
Molecular function (GO): monooxygenase activity; heme binding; iron ion binding
Source: RefSeq, a predicted model, not a curated record